Magallana angulata is the source of this 1035-nucleotide messenger RNA. RefSeq lists its product as uncharacterized. The transcript has 4 exons. Bases 97 to 666 code for a protein of 189 amino acids. The record is from RefSeq and is a predicted model, not a curated record. Lineage: Eukaryota; Metazoa; Mollusca; Bivalvia; Ostreida; Ostreidae.
GGAGACGUAUAAAAUCUGUUGACACCUUUGCAAUCGGUUUAAAAACUCUACAAUACACACCCGUCUACAGUCUACACACGACUCAAACAGUUAAACAUGGAGAAGGAUUCAUCUUUGGACAGAAUCACCCUAGCUCUGUCGAAAUUAAAAUCGGAGUUGAUGGACAUGAGAAGUCAAGAUGUGAAGCUGAUGAAGCAACUGAUAUCCAUUAACAUCACCAUUGGCUCCAUGACAAAGAGUGGACACAGAAACCCGGUGUUACGUAGCGCCAGUGUCUGCUCCCUGAAACCCCGGAGUAUGGAGCGGAUAGCCAACCGACGGAGCGCGGAAGUGACCACCUGUCUCCGGAACCCACUGGUCCGGCAUAGGAGUGCUCCAGUCAUGGUCCAGGGGGACGAGCGGGAUGAUUCCAACUCAGACAUUGAAGACGUUGGCGCCAGCAGCCCCACCGAUUCAGAGAAUGACAUUGCAUCUCUGUGUUCUUCCGCAUCAUCCAUCAUAGCGUCCAAUCAGCUUACUCCUCCAUCAUACCUCCGACCACUUCCGGAAGAGGAGGACACGGACGACAGAAUGUAUUACGGAAUAUUAAUGAAGAACAUAAAGCUCUGGAAAUAUUCACAGGAGUCUAUUAAUAGCUCAGAAAGUGACAUCUCGAUUGACAGUUAAUUAAGCGUAGGAAAUGAUUAGCAAUUUUAAUGAAUGUGGUUUUUUGCGUGUGGAUAUGAUCAUAUGAAUCAUGUGCAAUAUUGACAGUUAGGAUCCCUAGACGUAAAUCAUCCUAUAUUCUCCCUGCAUCACUCGGCCAAGGAACCCAUAAUGCAGCAGACCACGGAGGAAAUAUCACUGCAGGUUUCUUUGACAAAACAACAGACAGAAGCUGGGAAAAGAUUUGUUCUGAAUGAAAGAAGGAAAUGAUAUAUUAAUGAUGACAUUCCAUUUUUCUUCAUCUCUUGUGUGCAAUACUCUGACAUUCUCAGUUGGAGCAGAAUUUAUCGGUGUAUUUAUUUAUGAAUAAACAUUUUUAUUAUGUUAUUA